AUUUAUUCGGGUCAACAAUUUCAUGCUGUCUUGUCUUGUUAAAUUAAAAAAGAUAUAAUAAUGCACCAUAUACCUCUCCCAAAAUUUUGCCAUUAUUGUGUACUGACCAAUAAUCAAACUAUACCUAAAAGGGGUAUGGAGAAACUUGUUUCAAAUUGGUCCAAUAUCCAAUCUGUGCCUGAGAACUACAUAUUUCCACCAGAAACAAGACCAGGCGAGGAUCUCAAAAUUCCAUUCAGCCACAGCAUCCCAAUAAUUGAUCUCAAUGAAGCACAGAAUGGUGACAGAACAAAAACAAUUCAGAAAAUCAUCAAGGCUGCUCAGGAGUUUGGAUUCUUUCAUGUUCAUGCUAAAUGCUUUACUUUUGUUAUCAAUCAUGGAAUCUCGCUGAAUGAAAUGAACGAAACAAUGAGGCUUUUCAAAGAGGUGUUUCAAAUGCCAAAUGAGUACAAGCAUAGCUUGUAUCUUGAUGAUGAUUUGAAGACAUGUAAGAUACUUACUAGCAGUCUGAGAUAUGAAACAGAAAAGGUUCAUCUAUGGAGGGACAGUCUUAGACACCCUUCUCAUCCUUUGGAGCAAUGGCAACACUUAUGGCCUGAAAAUCCAACUACAUACAGAGAAUGUGUUGGGAAUUUUUCGAUUAAAAUUAAGGAUUUGGGAUCAAGGAUCUUGGAUUUGAUAACUGAAGGGCUUGGUCUGAAGUGUGGAUACUUUGAUAACGAUCUUACCGGAUCAAUGAUUAUCUCAGUUAAUCAUUAUCCACCAUGUCCUAAACCGAGUUUAACACUAGGUCUAACCAAACAUAAAGAUCCUUACCUCAUCACAAUUUUAAUGCAAGAUGAUGUUAGUGGUCUUCAAGUAUUAAAGGAUGGAAAGUGGAUCACUGUUGAGCCUCUUCCUCAUGCAUUUGUCAUCAACAUAGGACAUCUGUUAGAGAUAAUCAGUAAAGAUAAGCUAAUAAGUGCUGAACAUCGAGCUGUGACUAAUUCAAGUCAAACUCGCACAAGUGCUGCUUUUUUCAUAGCUCCAUUAGAUGAUUGUCUCAUUGAGCCAGCACAAGAAAUCAGUGAUGAGAAUGAUUAUCCUAUUUUAAAGUCUUUCAAAUACAAGGAGUUUCUCAAGGAAUUCUUUAACUCACAUCACAUGGUGACACAGUCCUCCUAAAAUCACUUGAGGCACCAAUGGAUUAAGUGAAAUAUUGUAGAAGGAAAUUAUACAAUAUAGUAUCCUAGGGAGGUGUUGUUACUAAUUGUGGGGUGUGCGUGUGAAGAGGAGGAUGAGUCUAUAGUUGUUCCAUAUGAACGUGAAAUGCCUUUAAAUAUUAUGUUCUUCAUAGAAUCUAUUGAAAUUCAAAUUAGUCUAUUCUUCUCAA
Vicia villosa (hairy vetch) is the source of this 1372-nucleotide messenger RNA. RefSeq names its product hyoscyamine 6-dioxygenase-like. The record is from RefSeq and is a predicted model, not a curated record. The transcript has 4 exons. NCBI's taxonomy places the organism in Eukaryota, Viridiplantae, Streptophyta, Magnoliopsida, Fabales, Fabaceae. Bases 61 to 1164 code for a protein of 367 amino acids.